This is a messenger RNA of Guillardia theta CCMP2712, 771 nucleotides long. RefSeq lists its product as hypothetical. Lineage: Eukaryota; Cryptophyceae; Pyrenomonadales; Geminigeraceae. Bases 1 to 771 code for a protein of 256 amino acids. The record is from RefSeq and is a predicted model, not a curated record. The transcript has 10 exons.
AUGAACAUGGAACGCCGCGAAGUCCUGGCUGGGCUCUUGUGCUCAGGCCUGGUGGCAGCAUGGGGUCCUUCCGAGGCGUACGCGCAAGUUUCCUUCGAAGAGUUCAUGGCAGAGAAGCGGAGGAAGGAGAAGCAGAAGGAGCUGAGACGGAUGCAAGCAGAGGGUCUGGUCCCCGAUGCUGACUCAAGCUCUGCUGUCGACGGAGAUAUUUCUACCGACACUCCAUCCCAGCCCUCUCAGAGCGUCCUGGAUCAGUACAAGAAUGUGAAGCCCGAGGUGGAUGCGGAUCCGCUGAAGACAGCGAUUGUGGCGAUCUUGAGGAUACAGGAAGCUACCUUGCAGGAAGCGCGCCUGAUCAACACGGGGAACUUUCGUGAUCUGCAGAGGAACAACAUCAAGAUGGCGACCAAGAUGAUGAUCGAAAACUACAAGAUGAAUGACAUCAUCACCAAAGCAUCUGCAUUCGCGAAGCCGAACCAGAUCAAUGACUGCAGUCAGAUCGGCAGAGAGGCUGUCCAGGACCUGCAGACCAUCCUCGACUACUUUGACGAGCAGCCGAGAGAGCUCAAGGUCUCAGAGCUCUCUGCGGACAAGAAGGAGUUUGUUAUCAAGGCGCUGACAUCAUGCAGACAAAAGUUGGAUCAGUUCCUCUCCUACUUUCCUACCGAGAAGAUCGCAGAGGGCAGGAAGCAGGUGAUGGAGGAGAACGAGAUGAACAGGAAGGAGCUUCCUGCCGACAUUCAGAUCUUGAACCCUGUCUUCAUGAACUAG